CUUCCUGUGGAGAGUUACUGUGCAAAAAUGUAUGCGAAUAUAAAUACAUUUUGCACAUCACUAACUGCAACGAACAGCUGACACCAUUUGCUUAUUAGUGUUCGAUAAGCGCGAAGCGCAAAUCUUUCGUUUUGUAUAUAUUUUAGUUGAUUUUUCUUAUCAUUUGAGGCACCACAGUGCUUUUAACUAAACGAAAAUAUCACACUGAAAGUGUAGCCGUUAUGCUUAUAUAUCUUUUUCGCAUUUUGAUGAGUAAUAAAUUUCUGUUUUUCCUCAUAUGUGUGGUGAACUUGCGCGAUUUCUUGGACAACCUACACAAAUAUGAGUUCAAACGUCAACCUCUUGAACAGCUUUAUAGUAAAAGUCAAAUUAAACAGUGCAAAGAAAUAUACGAAAGUUUGGAUUUUGAUUACCCAUCAGCUGCACACAAUGUCCUCAGCUUUUUGGGUUCUAAAACCAAAAGCCGCAGACGAACGCAAAUAUAUCGCACCAAAAAUGGCGAUACAAAAGUCAUAGCAAAAAGCUAUCCAGGAAGUCUAGAUAUUAUUAAAAGACUCACUUUUCCGCUAAAUCGUGAAUUGUUAAAAAGAGAGUUCCUCACAAACGCUCAACACUUAGACUUACAGUUCUGUCCACAUGAAAGUAUACAACAAUUUGUGAAUUUUUUCAGCAUUACUAGCGGGCACAACGAAACAACUGUUUGGCUUUGUAUGCUCACUAAUGCUCAGCUAAUUUUACAACCCUAUUUUGAAAUGCAUGGUUUUCCAGUGCCGGCGACCUAUGGUAUAUGUGGGUUCACCGUAUUUCAAGAACAUGUUGGCAAAACUCUAGACCACUUCUAUAAUGCAAAUUUUCGAAUUAAAUUACGAAUAGCCAUACAGUUACUUCAGGCAGCUUUGAAGUUUACAAAUGGUUUUGAAGGCUAUCGUAUAUAUAUAACCGAUUUAACCGCCGACAAUCUGGUCUAUAACGUUAAGCGUGAUAAGCUUUAUUUCAUUGAUUUAAACACGGCCUACAUCGUGGAUGCGAAAAGCGUAAUUAAUACAGAGGCAGUUGAUCAUCACGAACUCAUUGAGUGCAACGAUUGUUUCGCCUUCAUACCGGAUCGAUUGUGUCAAAAUAGUAUAAGUGAUUUGAAUUUACUAGAGUCAUGUCUCUUUUUGCGUGAAGACUUGAAAGGUGAUCGUGUGAAAGGCUUUUUAGGCCCAUUGCCCAUGCAAGUACUGGUUAAAUAUCCACUCUUGGUGCGCUUGCUAGACUGGUGUGUCGAAGGUGGCGAUAGCAGUGAGGGAAACACUUUUGAAAAUAUGGCGCGUUUCAGGGCGACUAUUAAUUUAAUAGAAUUACUUAAAAGCAUACUAAACGAUAAUAAAGUGAUAUUAUAAUACUAGUUACUGUAUAAGUGAAAAAAGUGCACUUUUUAGUAUUGUAAGUUUAGAUCAAAUGAGUUUAAGUUAUAUUACGCUAUUUAUAAAUGAACGUGGAAGCAAAUUUUUAUUAAUGUGUAUUUAUAAGCAAAUUAUAGAUUUAAAAGUAAAAAUUUGUUUAUUUUGUUCUACGUUGAUAAUGAAUAUGUAAAUGUUAGGUAAUGCAAAAAUAAGUGUAAUUUUUUACCGCUUAUCCAUUCGUAGUGUUGUUUGUGACUUUUUAAUUGCAAAUACAUUUAAUUUCUUUUUUAUAUACAACUA
Molecule: messenger RNA, 1688 nt
Organism: Anastrepha obliqua
Lineage: Eukaryota; Metazoa; Arthropoda; Insecta; Diptera; Tephritidae
Exons: 2
Coding region: 222-1385 (387 amino acids)
Source: RefSeq, a predicted model, not a curated record